CGUCGUUCUUUACGGUGACAGUGAAGUUGUUGUUUGUGGAACUUGAACCCAAACAUUGACCUUUCUGCAGAAAACUAUCAGUAAUGUCUUCUGGCGGAGCUAUUCAGAUACCCAGCCGUCUCCCGCUGCUCCUGACCCAUGAAGGGGUGCUCCUGCCGGGCUCCACGGUCCGGUUCAGCGUGGACUCUCCUCGGAACAUGCACCUGGUGAAGAACCGCCUGCUGAGGGGCACUUCUCUGAAGAGCACCAUCAUAGGACUGAUUCCAAACACCAGAGACCCGGAGCACGAAGCAGAUGACCUCCCCACCCUGCACAAGGUUGGUACAGCGGGCAUCGCAGUGCAGGUGGUGGGCAGUAACUGGCCAAAGCCACACUACACCCUCCUCAUCACUGGACUGUGUCGCUUCAGUGUGACGAGUCUGUUGAAGGAACGACCCUUCGUACUCGCAGAGGUGGAGCAGUUGGAUAAACUGGAGCAGUACACAUCACCAGCAUCAGACAGUGUCACCACAGAAGAUGGAGAACUAGGGGAACUUUCUCAGAAGUUUUAUCAGGCUGCGCUACAGUUGUUGGGUAUGUUGGACAUGUCUGUUCCAGUUGUGGCCAAGUUCCGCCGUCUUCUGGACAGCCUGCCCAGGGAAACGCUUCCAGAUGUGGUGGCGUCCAUGAUCCGCACCUCCAACAAGGAGAAACUGCAGGUCUUAGAUGCUGUGAGCCUGGAAGAGCGUUUUAAGAAGGCUCUGCCCAUGUUGACUAGACAGAUCGAGGGACUGAAACUACUGCAGAAAACCAGGAAAGCCAGUCCUGACAACGAAAAGAGGGUUUUAUCUGUGCGUAAAGGCGGAGUCUUCCCGGGACGACAGUUCAACCUGGACGAGGACGAUGAAGAUGAGGACGGUGACGACAUGCUGUCGUUGGAGAAGAGGGUCCAUGCGGCGAACAUGCCUGAAGCUGCGCUCAGAGUCUGUCUGAAAGAGCUCAAGAGAUUGAAGAAGAUGCCUCAGUCCAUGCCUGAAUACGCCCUGACCAGGAACUACCUGGAUCUGAUGGUGGAGUUACCGUGGAGCAAAAGCAGCAAAGACCGCCUGGACAUCCAAGCUGCUCGUACUCUUCUGAACAACGACCACUACGCCAUGGACAAGCUGAAGAGGCGUGUGCUCGAAUACUUGGCCGUUCGACAGCUCAAGGCGUCGCUCAAGGGGCCGAUCCUCUGCUUCGUGGGGCCCCCAGGGGUCGGAAAGACCAGUGUGGGACGCUCCAUCGCCAGGACUUUAGGUCGAGAGUUUCACCGUAUCGCUCUGGGAGGAGUCUGCGACCAGUCGGACAUAAGAGGACACAGGCGUACGUAUGUAGGCAGCAUGCCGGGCCGCAUCAUCAACGGGCUGAAGACGGUGGGGGUCAAUAACCCCGUGUUCCUCCUGGAUGAGGUGGACAAGCUCGGGAAGAGUCUGCAAGGAGACCCGGCGGCUGCUCUGCUGGAGGUCCUGGACCCGGAGCAGAACCACAGCUUCACUGACCAUUACCUCAACGUGGCCUUCGACCUCUCACAGGUGCUCUUUAUCGCCACGGCAAACACCACGGCGACCAUCCCACCCGCCCUCCUGGACCGGAUGGAGGUUCUGCAGGUACCAGGCUACACCCAGGAGGAGAAGGUGGAGAUCGCUCACCGACACCUGAUCCCAAACCAGCUGGAGCAGCACGGGUUAACCCCUCAACAGCUGCACAUCCCCCAGGACACCACGCUGGACAUCAUCACCAGAUACACCCGGGAGGCAGGCGUUCGCUCCCUGGAGAGGAAGAUCGGAACCAUCUGCAGAGCGGUGGCUGUGAGGGUCGCUGAAGGCCACGCCCUCUCCAGUCCAGACUCCGCCCCCCAGAGCCCGAUGCACCAGGACGGUAAAGCAGCUCCUCCAGAGAUGCCCAUCGUGAUCGACCACGUCGCCCUGAAAGACAUCCUGGGACCUCCCCCAUAUGAGAUGGAGGUGUCGGAGCGCCUCACGCUGCCCGGCGUGGCUCUGGGUCUGGCGUGGACGCCCCUCGGAGGGGAGAUCAUGUUCGUGGAGGCCAGUCGGACAGAGGGCGAAGGUCAGCUGACUCUGACCGGUCAGCUGGGAGACGUCAUGAAGGAGUCUGCUCAUCUGGCCAUCAGCUGGCUCCGAGCUAACGCUAAGAGAUACGAGCUAACCAACAUGGGCGGGGCUCCAGAUCCAUUAGAAGGGACGGACAUCCACCUCCACUUCCCCGCCGGAGCCGUCACUAAGGACGGCCCCUCUGCAGGCGUUACCAUAGUAACCUGCCUGGCCUCCCUGUUCAGCGGCCGACUGGUCAGAUCCGACGUCGCCAUGACGGGAGAGAUCACGCUCCGAGGCCUGGUUCUGCCGGUGGGCGGGAUCAAAGACAAGGUCCUGGCCGCCCACAGGGCGGGUGUCAAAUGUGUGAUUCUACCGAAACGCAACGAGAAAGACCUGGAGGACCUGCCGGCCAACGUGCGAGCGGAACUGGACUUCGUGAGCGCCGUGAACCUGGAGGAGGUGCUGAACGCCGCCUUCGACGGAGGGUUUCCGGGGAAAUGCGGCGGCCGCCCACUUCCGCAGCUGAUGAGCAAACUGUGAACGCAGCAGUGGAAAGACGACGACGAUGACGCCACUGAACUUUAACCCUGAUGUAACGAUCAUUAGCGAAGGAAGUGGAGGAGGCGUGUCCAGCUGAGUGUGGGCGUGGCUUCUGUUUCCGUUUAAACGACGGUAACAGAGUCUGAGCUGAUCAAUAACACGCCAGUGAAAAGCAACUGAUUUAAUUUGACUGAUUAAAUUUGAUCAGGUUUGUUGAUUGUUACAGGAAGUGCGACACUAACGCUGUGAUGCUAACGCUGUGAUGCUAAGACUGUUGAGCUGUGGGUCCAGUAGCAGAAGCAGAUCCAGUUCAGUCAUGGCAGGGGUGUCAAACAUACGGCCCGUGGCCCUAAACCGGCCCGCCAAAGGUUCCAAUCCGGCCCGCGAGAUGAAUUUGCGAAGUCCAA
Molecule: messenger RNA, 3019 nt
Organism: Sphaeramia orbicularis (orbiculate cardinalfish)
Lineage: Eukaryota; Metazoa; Chordata; Actinopteri; Kurtiformes; Apogonidae
Gene: lonp2
Product: lon peptidase 2, peroxisomal
Exons: 17
Coding region: 84-2612 (842 amino acids)
Biological process (GO): protein catabolic process; protein quality control for misfolded or incompletely synthesized proteins
Molecular function (GO): ATP hydrolysis activity; ATP binding; serine-type endopeptidase activity
Source: RefSeq, a predicted model, not a curated record